Molecule: messenger RNA, 1185 nt
Organism: Aricia agestis (brown argus)
Lineage: Eukaryota; Metazoa; Arthropoda; Insecta; Lepidoptera; Lycaenidae
Product: trypsin 3A1-like
Exons: 7
Coding region: 235-1119 (294 amino acids)
Biological process (GO): proteolysis
Molecular function (GO): serine-type endopeptidase activity
Source: RefSeq, a predicted model, not a curated record
GUAUAGUUGAAAGGAACGAUGAAAAUCACAAAUUAAGAAAAAAAUUGCUCAUAUUUUUUUAUUAAUAAGCAGUUGUUUAUAUCUCAAAAUUACGAAUCUUAUCUUUUUUCUUCAAACUGAUAACUUGUUGUCUGAUUCACUUUACAAAGAUAUAAAUAACGAUAAAAAUCGAUCAGCAAUCAGUACAAAUAUUGACAUUGUGUGAUCUGUGCUAAGUGUUAUAAUUUAGUGAAAAUGAAGGCUGUAAUUGGAAUUAUUUUGGGCUGCUUUUGUGCCAGUGUUGUUUCACAAAGUAGAAUAAGCAAUGGAGACUUAGCGGCGACAGGGCAGUUUCCAUACGCAGUAUCCCUGCAGCUAACAGGCAAUCAGCAGUCAACGACGAGGGGACACCGGUGCGGCGGGGCCCUCAUCUCCCUCCAGCACGUACUCACCACCGCAAGCUGUUUGUUCGAUUUUGCUGCUGGCGGUCAAUACGUCCUCAUCAACCCGUCUCAGUACCGCAUAUUCUCGGGCGCCACACUACUCACUAACGACACCUCGGCGGACCGAGUGCGGGCGAUACAGAACUUCACCAUACACCCCGACUACACCGGCACUCCCGCGCUGCUGAAUAACAUCGCUAUUAUUACGCUUACAGUACCAUUCGCCCAAAACGCGGUGACGCCGAUCUCGCUGCCGGCCGCCAGCCACAACCCCGCCGACUUCACGCUCUGCACAGUCACCGGAUGGGGAGGAGUCAACUCCACAACCACCGGAAACACAGAGCUGAUGUACGCUACGAAAUACAUCUACAACCAGGACCUGUGCGCCUCCCUGUACAACCCCGUGGCCGGCGCCCUUAACAUCCUGCCCAGUAUGGUGUGCGCCGUCUCCUACGAUACCAUGUCGUCUGGGUGUGCUGGUGACGAUGGAAACCCUCUAGUAUGUAAUGGCGUGUUCACCGGUCUCCUGUCCCUGUCUGACGGAUGCCGCUCAUCAUCAUACCCUGAGGUCUACACGAGAGUCUCCAACUACACCACAUGGAUCAGAACCAUAUCGGGAUCACCGUCUUUGUACAGCUCUGGAAUAUUCAUUGCCAUCGCGCUUUUGUUUGCCGCGCAAGCAUCUAUGUUUUCAUAGAUCUAAAAAUUAGUAUUUUUAAGAUAUUGCAUAACUUUUAUCGCGGACUUUGAACGCGGUGACCGA